UGUAAACACAAGAUUCGCUGCACGCAAUUAGUAUGCAGGAUGGUAACAUGAAAAGAUGAUGAGAGUUCUUCGUCGAAAAAUCGUUGUUCUUGUUGUAGCUGCAUAUGUUGCAUUCUCAUUGUAUGCGGCAUAUAAUGUAUUCUUCAGUAAGCGGGUUAUGUCUCGCGUCCACAGAGUGGUGAAAAAGGGGUCUGCUGGUGGCGAUGCUAAAAUUGAUCCAAAGCAUGCACAGAAUCCAUCCACAUUGGAAAAGGAGUGGAACCCUUGGGAUGAAGACGAUUUGGCGGAAGAAAGCAACAUCCAGCGUAAACGAGAAACUUUCAAGGAGCAUUUAGACUUAAUCAUUAAAAGCAGACCCAAGAGAUACAAAGUCCAGAUCUGGGGCAAAGCAGCCAUAGGCCUCUAUCUGUGGGAGCAUGUUUUAGAGGGUCCUCUGAAUCCCUCGGACAAAACAGGCCAGUGGCGGGAGGGGGAGAUCCAGGCGGGCAAAAUCAAUUUCAGCUUUUAUACGGGCCCGGCGGUGGUGCAGGGCCACAUUCCUGUUGACACGGACAGCGUGGUGCUGGUGCUGAACGGGCGCGAGCAGCAGAAGAUCUCCUACUCCACCCAGUGGCUGCAGCACGCCCAGGCCCUGGUGCAGGCCCACACUCUGGCCCACGUAGCCGUGGUGCUGCUGGGCAGCGAGCAGUGCACCAACGACUGGAUCAGCCCGUACCUCCGGCGCCAUGGCGGCUUCAUCGACGUGCUGUUCCUGGUGUACGACAGCCCGUGGGUCAACGACAAGGACGUCUUUCAGUGGCCCCUAGGAGUGGCUACGUACAGACACUUCCCAGUCAUCAUGCCUAGUGCACAGCUGGUGAGCACCACCAGGCCUUACCUCUGCAACUUCCUGGGUACGGUCUACAAGAACUCCUCACGAGAGGCCCUCAUGAGCAUCCUGAAACAGGAGAACCUGGAGAAGGACUGCAUCACCAAUGCCCGGGAGAAGUGGUUGCCCCAGGAGACGACGGAGUCCCUCCGUCAGUACCAGUCGGCGCUGGCCCAGAGUGAGCUGACGCUGUGCCCGGUGGGCGUGAACGCCGAGUGCUACCGCAUCUACGAGGCCUGCGCGUCCGGCUCGCUGCCCGUGGUGCAGGACGUCCAGACCAGAGGCCGGUGCACGGAGGGGCGCGGCUCUCCGCUGCGGCUGCUCAAGGACGCCGGCGCGCCCUUCAUCUUCGUCAAGGACUGGAGGGAGCUGCCGGCCAUCCUGCAGGCGGAGCGCGCCAUGAGCCAGGCCCAGCGCGAGGAGCGGCGCCGGAGGCUGCUGGAGUGGUACAGCGGCUUCAGGCAGCAGAUGAAGGAGCGCUUCACCGAGGUGCUGGAGGAGGCCUUCUUCAAAGUCAGCUGAGCAGCUAGGGGGCGCUGUGGGGAAGGACUGGUGACUGAUCGAUCAGCUCGGGAG
Sardina pilchardus (European sardine) is the source of this 1444-nucleotide messenger RNA. RefSeq names its product ribitol xylosyltransferase 1 (gene rxylt1). Bases 56 to 1390 code for a protein of 444 amino acids. Lineage: Eukaryota; Metazoa; Chordata; Actinopteri; Clupeiformes; Clupeidae. Gene Ontology annotation, biological process: protein O-linked glycosylation via mannose. The record is from RefSeq and is a predicted model, not a curated record. Gene Ontology annotation, molecular function: ribitol beta-1,4-xylosyltransferase activity. Gene Ontology annotation, cellular component: Golgi apparatus. The transcript is spliced from 6 exons.